This is a messenger RNA of Linum trigynum, 3270 nucleotides long. The record is from the annotation of a GenBank genome assembly. Lineage: Eukaryota; Viridiplantae; Streptophyta; Magnoliopsida; Malpighiales; Linaceae.
CGCCAAUCGCCGUCGCAAAUCUCUUCCCCAUUCACUUUUCCCCGCUUCAAUUUUCCAGUUGCUGCCGCGGGAACAACCGGAAUUAAUUUCUUCGACGGCGAAAUCAUCGCCUCCGUUGACGCUGCAAGCAAUUGGUUCCGUAUUCCGAAGGUAAUUUUUCACAGAAUCGAUGGAUCUUCUUCUUUAUAGCUUUGGAUUUGGAUUGUUCUUUCUGCUGUUUUAAUUGCCGCCUUUCUCAAAUUUCUUGCCCAUCCGAAUGAAAUUUUUUGUGAUUAAGCUGAUAAGUUGAAAUCUUUUUGUUGUGGGGUUGUUGAUAAUCACAGUGGGAAUGAGUAAGUAUGGUUUAAACCUGCGGGUACCCAAGUCGCAGCAGAAUAAGAAGCCACCGAGGCCGCCGCCUCCCAAGGUCCUGGGGUUUGGGGACGAUGAAGAUGACAAUGUGGAGCAAGAGAUUUUGCGGCAAGCUAGCAAGAACAAGUCUCUUAAAGACGUUGAGGAGCAACAUAAGAAAGCGUUGGAGGAGGACCCGUCGGCGUUUGAUUAUGAUGGAGUUUACGAUGAGAUGAAGCAAGCAGUUGUUCGGCCACGGAUUGAAGAUAAGCAACAGAGAAAGCCCAAGUACAUCGAGGCUCUGAUUCAGAAAGCAAAACAGAGGGAACGUCAACAGGAGGUAGUGUUCGAGCGAAAGAUUGCCAAAGAAAGAAGCCAAGACGACCAUCUUUAUGCCGACAAGGACAAAUUUGUUACGAAUGCCUACAAGAGGAAACUCGCUGAGCGCGAGCAGUGGUUGAAAGAAGAAAAACUCCGUGAACUCAAAGAGCAGAAGGACGACGUUACCAAGAAGAGCGAUUUGACCGACUUUUACUUCAACCUCACCAAGAACGUUGCAUUCGGUGGUCAAGACGCAGAGACGAUACGGCAAGAGAAGCGGGCUGCUGAAGCCAAGAAGGCGGAGGAGGAGAAGCAAGAUGUCGGGGAAUCCUCAGCAGGAGGAGUAGGAGGAUCAAAGGCAACCCCCUCAUCGCUACCGGAGUCUGAGAAGCCAUUGGAUCAAUCACCGGACCGUGAUUCUCAAACACAUCUCGAACCUACAGAUCUCAAGCCAGCAGCUGAUAAACCGGUCUCCGAUGCUUCUUCAUCAGUACCCGCAGAAGAAGUUACCACAGAGGAGCAACCACCGCUGGCUAAGCAAGCUACAGCUGACCAUUAUAAGAGAAAGCAAGAUGAGAUCAAUGCAGCGAGAGAACGUUUGUUGGCCAGAAAGAGAGCAAAACUGCAGCAGCAGCUACUGUAGGGUGGUGGUAAGGACUAACUAGUCCUGUGCAUCAAGGCGGGUGACUUUUGCUGUGAAAUUGUGGGAAGUGAAUUCUUGACCUGAAAUUUUGUCACUGUAACUGCUUACUGAUUGUUACGAGGUCUUGCCCUCAUGUGUCUUUGAGCUGUUUGAAAGCAUUUUGAUAAGAAACUCAAACCAAAGCCAUGAGGUCUGCACCUUACCGUGUGAUGGAUGUUGUUAACCAUUGACAGAAUCUAUGGUUAGCUAUCUUCUUCACCAGAGUCUUUGUGUUUAGAACCAUAGUAUUUUUCACUGAUUUUCUUUUUCAUACAAUGCAGCCAAAAUUGACAGAUCAUGCAGCUAGUGCUAUGGCUUUUGGCAGCAGUCAUUUGCCCUUCUUUACUACAUGUUUGCAGACAGAGUUCAUUCAAAGGGGGAAGAACAGUAAACAACUAAACUUUAGAUCCUUAUCCUGCCUCGAGAUUGAAAGGAAAUGACAUCAAUUUUCCUCUUACUAUUGUGUUUCUGGAAACAAUGAACGUUUACUUACAUGUCACGAACUAGUUCGUUCAAAUAAUUCGAAUUAGUGAAAGAAGUACAAACAUUGGAUUAUCACAUUUAAAGCAAAAUAACACAAAAGAAUUAUAAUAAUUUAAUUGCCCGAGAUUCCAUUGCCUAUGUAAAGAACAAUAAUUAAUUACUUCGGUCCUCAUCAUUUGCUUAAAGAUGAGGGAGAGAUAGGAGGAUAGUAGUUGGGGGGAAUAUGGCAAUUUCAAGUGGAGUACAGAUUUAAAGAGAAGCUUAUAGAAGAUCCAUUUAGGACAAAGAGAUAAAAGGCAUUUGGCCAAAAUUGAUGAUGGUAUUGUGAUUAAGCAGUGAACAUUUAAAAUCAUGAUUUCAUGAAACAAAGCAACAAACUAUUAAGACUCUAGAAAAGUAUAUGGAAAUGAUACCCAAAUCAUGAAUGUACAAAAUUUGGGAGAUGUAUUUCAGUUGUGUUUUUUCAAUUAUAUAUUUUCGCAAUUGAGGAUAAAUCAUGAUUCUUUAUUCAAGAAUAAUGAUAGGAGAUUUAAAAAUACACGAUCUGAUCAUUAUUCUUUAUAGAUGAAUUUCUUCAUUGAUGUACAUAUGACUUGCACUAUGAAUUUUCUAUCCAAAAUCAAUAUCUUUAUCAUUGAGCGACAUAAUUUCAUACACAAAAAUACCAGUAUCCAUAUUUUUACCACCAAAACAAGAAUCAAUCAUCCAAACCAUUCUAAAAUUCUUUCCAACCCCAUAAUCAAUUCGGUUGGUGCUGUAGAUUAGCAUUUUCUUUCUCCACCCAAAAAGUCUUACAGGUCCAUCAAAACUCUACCACCUUAGCCCUUUACGUGUUUGUUUUUUUGACCAUUUUCAACCGAAACAUUUCAUCAUGGUGCUAAUUAAAGGUCAAACGAUCUUGUGAAGUGUCAAUGAAGCCACCAAUGAGAAAGCAAAACGAAACAAGACUUAUAUUAUAUACCAUCAUUCCUCCCUCGUCGAUCUUAACUAAUUACUUGGUUGAAUCUAGGCAUCUAGCUAGUUGGUGAUUUCAGCACCAACAAAUUAUACUCCUCCGAUCCAUUAUCUAUUUUCCAUAAUUUACCUUACAUUAUUACAAAUAUUCACAAUACAAAAAUCGAUUAUUAUGCAUAAGACAUCGAGUUUAUUUUUACAACAAGGGAUCACAAUUAGGAAUGGCAAUGGGCAGGUUCGGGGUGGGUAUCCUGAUACUCAUAUUCUUCUCGUGGGUAGUGACAGGUCAGUAAUUAGCACAUGUCGUCAAUUGGGGCAGGUCGACUCAUAUGUGUAUGUAAUUUAAAAGGAAAACAUUGUAAACAUUUCAUUUUUUUCAUAUAAAAGAAACUCAGAGAACAAACUAUAGUAUGAUAAAUAUAAUUCAAUUAUUCUAGAAAUUGAGGUUCUUAAAUAUGUAAUAUAGCUAAAAUAUGAGGUAACAAAGGUAAAAUUCUAAG